UCUCCGCGCGUCAAACACGCAGUCGUGUGUGUGCAGUCGAGGAUCGAUUCUUUCUUUUCGCCUCUCUCACUGUGACGUUGAUAGCGCGCAACCCUGUUGUGACGACGACGACGACGUGCGUCGCAGCGUGCAAAUUCGCACGUAGUAUAAACUUGGCACUUUUAUUCAUAGCAACAGCGGUAGCAGCUCGUGGUCCACUGCGCACACGUGAUGAUUAGCCGAAAUUCUUUCGAGCCCGAGGAGGGUGUGAUAUGACGCUGUUCCGUGGAUCGCAGCAGAGUCGUUGACGUUUUUACCCGGCUCUCUGGCUCCGACUCGACCUAUCGUUUCUUCCAUUUAUUUAUUUAUCUUUGUGCGCGCGACGCUUUCGUCGUUACUACUACCGUCGAUCCGUUCGUUUUUCGGGGGUGAGUUUGAUAACAACAACAAAAAAAGUGCCGCGUACAUAAAUAUAAUUGGACGGUAAAGCAGUGACGCACGAGGAUGCAGCAUCACGAGCAGAGACACGAGUCCUCGGGCGAUUGCUGCUAUCAGCAGCCGUGGAUCAGCCAUCAUGCUCAGGUCCAUCAUCAUUUGCAGCUUCAGCAGCAGCAGCAACAGCAGCAACAACAACUGCAGCAGCAUCACAUACCCUCGCCGAUGCAACAAAUGGAAGCUUGUUUGCAAACGGCAGGUAACAACAACAACAAUAACAACAACAACGGCUUGAGCUGCAAGAAGCCACCGACGCCAAUCAACAAUCCGACGACGAGCGACGGUUCGCCAUCGACCACGGGCAGAAUCAGCCUCAACGACAGCAACAACAACAGCAACGACAACAAUAGCAGCAGUAGCCACGCGAGCAACAACGCGGGAACCGCUACGCAGGACGGCGGAGAAACAAGCGCCAAGCAGCUGAGGCCGCUGCAUCCGGCCCUGGCGACGGCCGGCACGGCCCUCGAGGCUCGGCCGCUCUGGGAGGAGUUCCAUCAGCUCGGCACCGAGAUGAUCGUGACCAAGGCCGGCCGACGGAUGUUCCCCACGUUCCAGUGCCGGCUGUACGGCCUCGAGCCCAGCACCGAGUACCUGCUCGUGAUGGACUUCGUGCCGUGCGACGACAAGCGCUACCGCUACGCCUUCCACAGCAGCGCCUGGGUCGUCGCGGGUAGGGCCGAUCCCGUCUCGCCGCCGCGCAUACACGUCCACCCGGACAGUCCCGCCACGGGCAGCCACUGGAUGAAGCAGCCCAUAUCCUUCGACAAGCUCAAGCUCACCAACAAUCAGCUCGACGAUAACGGCCACAUCAUACUGAACUCGAUGCACCGCUACCAGCCGCGCUGCCACGUGGUGGUGGCCCCGUCGCCGCCGGGCUCGCUGCCCGACCCGCGCACCGAGAACUUCAAGACCUUCUGCUUCCCGGAGACUCGCUUCACGGCCGUCACCGCCUACCAGAAUCACCGCAUAACCCAGCUCAAGAUCGCCAGCAAUCCCUUCGCCAAGGGCUUCCGCGACUGCGAGCCCGACGAUUGCGUCAACGGCGGUGGCGCUGGCAACGAGAUCGCUCAAGUGCAGACGUCCUCGUCCCCUCCGAGCUCGAGCUCCAGCUCGUCCUCCCCGUCCUCCUCCUCCUCUUCGAGCAAGCAUCAUCGACCUUUGGCUCACAGUCCGACGCAACAACACCAGCAGCAACAACAACAACAACCUAACUAUCCGAGCAACGGAGUGGCUCUCGUGCCCAGCGUCUCCGCUCAGGAGCAUCAUCAGUUUUACGCGAGCAGCAGCCCGGCCACGGCUGCCGCUUGGGUGGCGGCCGCCUAUCCGCCGCCGGUGCACCAUCAUCAUCAUCAUCUUCAUCAUCAUCCGCAGGGCAGCAGCGGCGUGACGGCGACGACGACGACGACGGGGCCGCCGCACUAUCACCAUCCCUCGACGGCGGCGGCUCUCUACGGCCCUCGAUAG
Trichogramma pretiosum is the source of this 1938-nucleotide messenger RNA. RefSeq names its product T-box transcription factor TBX10. Gene Ontology annotation, molecular function: RNA polymerase II cis-regulatory region sequence-specific DNA binding; DNA-binding transcription factor activity, RNA polymerase II-specific. Gene Ontology annotation, cellular component: nucleus. Gene Ontology annotation, biological process: cell fate specification; positive regulation of DNA-templated transcription; regulation of transcription by RNA polymerase II. NCBI's taxonomy places the organism in Eukaryota, Metazoa, Arthropoda, Insecta, Hymenoptera, Trichogrammatidae. The coding region runs from base 484 to 1938 and encodes 484 amino acids. The record is from RefSeq and is a predicted model, not a curated record. The transcript has 3 exons.